This is a messenger RNA of Cladocopium goreaui, 840 nucleotides long. Lineage: Eukaryota; Dinophyceae; Suessiales; Symbiodiniaceae. The record is from the annotation of a GenBank genome assembly.
GUGGAUGAUGAGCAUGAGGAGAAGGUGUCGGCAGAGAAGAUGAAGGAGUGUCAAGUGGCACAGGCGCCCGAGCUGGCCGAGAUUUUCUCUGACGCCGCCACCUGCGUGGUGCUGCUGCGGAGAUAUUUGAGCCAGGCACAGUGGGUUGGCACCCUGAAUGGUGCACUGAUCUUCGAGAAAGACGGAGUGCUAUAUCCACUGGAGACCACCACACCUGUGCGCGAAAGCGCCACAGCCGGCGCCGAGUUGCUGAGUCUGGGUUCCCUCUUCGCGAUCGCUACCUUCCAUGGACACCUAGGCGGUGCGACACCAAAACUGCUAAAAAGUUUGAAGGCCAAAAAGCUCCCACCAUCGCGGCAUCUCCUGGAGCUCGCUGAUUAUCUCUUGGGCAGGCGCGACACCUGCUGCCUUUUGCUCAGUUCCAGCAAAGCCAAAGAGGUAUCACCUGCUCGACCUUCGCGCACAGUGCUUCCCAAGGGAAGCGGCGAGCCAACGCCUCUGGAGGAACUGAAAUCUUUGCCGGGACAGGUAGAAAGUGAUGAGAGCGAAGUGGAGAACGAAUCGUCCAGCUCGAGCGAUGUGACGCAGGGUGAACAGGGUGAAUCUGACCAUCGGCCAAAGACACCGCCGAAGGCAAUGGAGCCCGCUGAGCCGAACGGUAAAGUGUCGCAGGAGCUGCUGCCGCUACCGGAGCCGCCGGAGCUGGGCAAAAGGCGCCGGAUCCUGGACCUACGAAGCUCGUCAACCAAUCGCCCUGUGAAUUUGCGAGACCUGGCAGUGGUCCGUGCACGGUUGAUUCGGCCCGGUUCAAAGGAACCACUGCGCAGCGGAGUUAGCUGA